ACCGACUUCGUCUUCUCUCUCCUCCUCCAAAACUCUCCCUCCUCACCGGAAACCACCGCUGCACUCAUCGACGCCGCCACCCGCCGCCGCAUUCCCUAUCCCGAUGUCGUAACCCGUACCAAAACCCUAGCCGCCUCUCUUCACCACCAAAUCGGACUCUCCAAUGGCCACUCCGCCUUUGUUCUCUCCCCGAACUCAGUUCAAAUCCCGAUUCUCUACCUCUCUCUGUUCUCUCUCGGCGAUACCGUCUCUGCUUCCAAUCCGACUAGCUCCAAAUCCGAAAUUUCUCGCCAAAUAGACCUCUCGAAACCGGUUAUCGCCUUCACUAUCUCCGACACCGCUCACAAUCUCCUCUCACUUCUCCACCGUACGAUUAUUCUCGAUUCGCCGUAGUUCGAGUCCAUGAUGACGAAUCGAACUCGAAAAUUUCACCGAAUUAGCGUUUCUCAGUCCGAUAAGGCGGCGAUUCUCUACUCCUCGGGAACUACCGGCAAAUCCAAAGGCGUGGAACUGAGUCACCGGAACUUCAUAUCGUCGUUGGCCGGAUCGCAAGCUUCUCGUCCGGUGAGAUUUUCGCCAGCGGUUAGUUUCUGUGCGGUUCCGUACUUCCACGUGUACGGAUUUCUGUUGUGUUUGAGGGCGGUGGCCAUGGGGGAGAGUUUGGUGUGUAUUGGGAGGUUUGAUGUAGGGAUGAUGAUCAGAGCGAUUGAUAAGUUUAGGGUCACACAAGUGGCCUUGGCCCCAUCUGUUAUUGUUGCGAUGGUGAGAAAGGGUGAUUUGAUGGACGGCGGCCACGAUUUGAGCUCGCUGGAGUUGGUGGCGUGCAGUGGAGCUCCGCUGCCGAACGCCGUGAUUGAGAGGUUUAAGAAGAGGUUUCCCGGGGGGUGCUAGUAGCGCAG
Messenger RNA from Camellia sinensis, 899 nucleotides. NCBI's taxonomy places the organism in Eukaryota, Viridiplantae, Streptophyta, Magnoliopsida, Ericales, Theaceae. The record is from RefSeq and is a predicted model, not a curated record.